This is a messenger RNA of Mucor mucedo, 876 nucleotides long. Its product is annotated as methylthioribulose-1-phosphate dehydratase. Bases 19 to 738 code for a protein of 239 amino acids. The transcript is spliced from 4 exons. Gene Ontology annotation, molecular function: methylthioribulose 1-phosphate dehydratase activity; metal ion binding. Gene Ontology annotation, cellular component: cytoplasm. The record is from RefSeq and is a predicted model, not a curated record. NCBI's taxonomy places the organism in Eukaryota, Fungi, Mucoromycota, Mucoromycetes, Mucorales, Mucoraceae.
UCUUACUGCUCAAAAGACAUGAUGUCAACCCAAGAAAUAGUGUCAGAUUCAGAAGCGCUUUGUCGCAGUGAUGAUCCCCAACAUCCUUCCAACUUGAUUCCUGAAUUAUGUCGUUUAUUUUAUCAACUCGGUUGGGUUACUGGUACUGGUGGUGGUAUUAGCAUCAGAAAUGGAAACAAUGUCUAUAUUGCACCCUCUGGUGUUCAAAAAGAACGCAUGGAAUCACACCAAUUAUUUGUAAUGAAUUUACAUGAUCGUGCCUUGUUGAGAAAGCCUUUGGUACUUAACCCCUCUGCUUGUACUCCAUUGUUUUAUAACGCCUAUACAAUGCGUGAUGCAGGUGCUUGUAUUCACACUCAUUCUCAAAACGCUGUCAUGGCUACCUUGUUGUACAGUGGAGACACCUUUGAAAUUUCUCACCAAGAAAUGAUUAAGGGUAUUCGUAUUGGCUCUACAAAGAAAAACUUGCGUUAUUUUGACAAGUUGGUUGUUCCUAUCGUUGAGAAUACACCUGAGGAAGAAGAUUUGACUGAGAGAAUGGCUGAGGCCAUGAAGAAAUAUCCUGAUACGAAUGCCGUUCUUGUUCGUCGUCAUGGUGUAUACGUAUGGGGAGAAUCAUGGGAAAAGGCAAAGACUAUGACAGAAUGUUAUGAUUAUCUUUUUGAAAUUGCAGUCAAAAUGAAAUCUAUUGGCAUUGAUCCUGCCGUAAAGCCUGCAUCUGAACCUGAUUACUGUUAACUAAAGAUUUCCUCAUUUAGAACAAUAGAAAAAAAAGCCUCCAAAGUAUUUUUUCGUAGUUAUUUUUUUUUUUUUUUGGAUUUUUUUUUUUAGUUUUUUUUUUCUUGCUCUCCAUUCCACAAAUGAACGACAUUAGAC